Messenger RNA from Dryobates pubescens (Downy woodpecker), 3219 nucleotides. It is a transcript of the gene PDE1A, whose product is annotated as phosphodiesterase 1A. Lineage: Eukaryota; Metazoa; Chordata; Aves; Piciformes; Picidae. Bases 186 to 2105 code for a protein of 639 amino acids. Gene Ontology annotation, molecular function: 3',5'-cyclic-nucleotide phosphodiesterase activity. Gene Ontology annotation, biological process: signal transduction. The transcript has 16 exons. The record is from RefSeq and is a predicted model, not a curated record.
UUGUCUAUCAAAGUGAAUAGCGUUCAGUCAGGAUCGUCCCUCAGCUGUUGUAAUUCUGAUGUGUUUUGCUAUGACAGCAGCUACUGCCUAACAUGCGUGGAUCUUCUGACAUUUAUAGUGGACUAAAGAAUACUUUUACUUGCUGCUGAGCCUGACUGUAACUGUAUCGCUGUAGGACAAUAACGAUGGGGGCUCGAGUGACAGAAACACCUCGGGAACUGGAAAGUGCCUCUAUAAAGUAUCAAAUUGGAGGACAUGCAGAGAAAAUGUGGCAACGAUUCAAAGGAAUAUUAAGAUGCCUGGUAAAGCAGCUGGAGAAGGGUGACAUUAAUGUGGGUGAUUUAAAAAAGAAUAUUGAAUAUGCAGCAUCUGUGCUGGAGGCAGUUUAUAUUGAUGAAACCAGGAAGCUUUUGGACACUGAGGAUUCUGGCCUGUCUGACAUUCAAUCGGAUUCAGUCCCGCUGGAAGUGCGGGACUGGUUAGCUUCUACAUUCACAAGGGAAAUGGGGGUAGUGAGGAGAAGACCUGAAGAAAAGCCCAAAUUCCGAAGCAUUGUGCACGCUGUACAGGCUGGGAUUUUUGUAGAAAGGAUGUACCGAAAAACUUCUAGCAUGGUUGAUUUGGCUUACCCAGCAGAAGUGAUAGCAACAUUUAAGGAUGUUGAUAAGUGGUCUUUUGACGUAUUUGCCCUAAAUGAAGCAAGUGGAGAGCACAGUCUGAAAUUUAUGAUGUAUGAGCUGUUAACCCGAUAUGACCUUCUGAGCCGUUUCAAGAUCCCUGUUCCAAAUCUUAUUUCAUUUGCUGAAGCUCUUGAAGUUGGUUACAGCAAAUACAAAAAUCCAUAUCACAAUUUGAUCCAUGCAGCCGAUGUUACUCAAACUGUGCAUUACAUACUGAUUCACACUGGUAUCAUGCACUGGCUCACAGAACUGGAAAUUUUAGCAAUGAUCUUUGCAGCUGCCAUCCAUGAUUACGAACAUACUGGGACCACAAACAACUUUCAUAUUCAGACCAGGUCUGAUGUUGCAAUAUUGUACAAUGAUCGUUCUGUUCUUGAAAAUCAUCAUGUAAGUGCUGCAUAUAAACUCAUGCAAGAAGAGGAAAUGAACAUCCUGACACAUUUAACCAAAGAUGACUGGAGGGAGUUGCGUAGCUUGGUCAUUGAGAUGGUGUUGUCCACAGACAUGUCAGGCCAUUUCCAGCAAAUUAAAACGAUGCGACAUACUCUGCAACAGACAGAGGGGGUAGACAAAGCCAAAGCCAUGUCUCUGAUUCUACACGCAGCAGACAUAAGUCAUCCAGCAAAAUCCUGGGAACUGCACCACCGGUGGACCAUGGCCCUGAUGGAAGAAUUUUUUCGACAGGGAGACAAGGAGGCUGCUUUAGGUCUUCAAUUUUCCCCACUCUGUGACCGCAAGUCUACUUUGGUAGCUCAGUCCCAAAUAGGCUUCAUUGACUUCAUAGUAGAACCAACAUUUUCUCUUCUUACUGACUCAAUGGAGAAAAUUGUUAUGCCUCUUAUAGAGGAAGCAUCAAAAUCUCAAAGUCCUGCAUUUGGGACACCCAGCCAAUGUAGUUUGGGAGCAGUAAGCAAUGCUGAAGCACAAAAACGAACCAGUUUUAAAAGUCCAUGUGACGGAGGGACUCACGCAGAUAUUUCUCUAGCAACUGUAGACCUAAGGAGCUUUAAGGACAACUUGAUGAAGAUCAUUCAAGCAAACAAAGAAAAAUGGAAAGAAUUAGCAGUAGAAGAAGAACCUGGGAAAAAUGUUGAUGAACAGGAAAAAGACCAAAGCAGAAAUUCCACAGAUGCACAGUUAAAGGAAGAGACAACAAGGAUACAAAAUGAGAGUAGUCAGGGAAGCGAUGGUACAACCUGUCCUCCCAGAUCCAUCGUCCUACAAGUAGUCUCUUCUGACACUCCUCUGAGUGAUGAAUCCACCUCAGAAAAAUGCACUAACUCUGAUCCGAACCAGAAAGAUCUCACCGAUGCCCAGCAAGAAACACAGAAUACUGACCCACUGAAUGGUGAGCCUAAACACUGUAAGAAGUCAGAAGAUAUAGUAAAAGGCACUGAGCAGAAUGAAGCACUGAUACAGAACUAGAUUUACUAUUUCUUAAAAAGCUUCAGACAUUUCAGGCAGGACAGAAAAGAAGAACUCUAGCUGUUCCUACCCUGUACUCUCAGAGGCUCUCAUCUGUCAACUUGCUCUUGGAUCAUCCUGUUUCUGUGGAGAGUGAAUGGACAAAAUGAUCAAACGUGUAAAACAGAAAACCCUGAGCUGGUAACUCAGGGCACUUAACAAUCUGCAAGAUUUCAGUUGUGUUUGUUGUGGCUAUUUCCUCCUCUACUCUGCUUUCUUAAACUAGCCAAAAUAUUUUUUUUCAGCCAGAGUUGGCCCUUGCUUUAUUGCAUCAUGGACACCAGACAUUUCCAGUUAGCCAUGAGACGUGUGACAACACAACACUACCAUCUGCCCAGGAUGGCUGUUAACUUGUCGCUGCUGUUGACAUCCAAUGGAAAUGGAAAGCCAAAUGAAAUGUUGCUAUAGAUACUUUCAUGCAACCAUAUUGCAUGCAACAUCAUUCGUACUUGUUAGUUUCCUUAAAGUAUCUAGAGAUAACAAUAUGUAUACUGUAAAGGCCUGUAUGGAUGAUGACUGCAGUGGCUGCCAUAUGAAGGAAACUGGUGUUUAACAAAUCAGUAUUUGAAAUAUCUCUUCAAAAUUAAUUAAAUAACAUCCAGUAUUAAAUAUUAAAACAUUAUCAGUCUUAUAGUAUUUUGUAAGACAUCAUCAAUGAUUUCAGCCCUACCAUGCAGUUGCUCCUUUGUAGGGCAGAAGAGACAGUGACAGGAAUACGUGAACAUGACUUCAGCAAAAUUUUGUGUUGCUUCUCUGACAAAAUGGGUAUCAGAACUGGAAGGUGGCACUGAGGCCUUGUGUCAUGGUUUGUCUCAGGUGCAAACAUGACAACAUGGAUCCUGCAAAAUCCUUUCUAAUAUAAGUUUGUUUUAUUAGAAGAAAAUAGCUAUCCCUGAGAUGCAGCAAGAGCAAACCGUACAGGCAGUUACCUCUGCAAGAAGCCUCAGAACGAGCCCUCCAGCCUGAACUGUGCCCAGAAAGAGACUCCAUUUUCAUCUCUGCUUCUCUUGAGCUUCAUGUGGUUCCUCCUGGCUUGUCCAGGUAUUACAUGCAGCUGCAGAAAACCUAAUUUCCC